ACAGGUUAUUAUUAAAAAUAAAUGCAUCAUUGAAUAUGGUUUCCUUGCCAGAUGUCAGAUUACUUUUCCAAACUCAUUCAAUUGAAGAAAUAAAUGUUAUUGAAAAAAAAAUAAGAGGAGAAAUAGAAAAGAAAAAGGAUGAUCUUCGUAUUAUGGUUGGAGAGCGUUAUAGAGACCUUAUUAAUGCAGCAGAUACAAUUAAAGACAUGGAAUCUGAAAGUAGUCAGGUGUUUGGUGGUAUAAAAAAUAUACAAAACUUAUGUUUGAGUUUUCAUACUUCUCUUAUGUCUUCAUGUUCUAGCAAGAUUACUCAAUCUCCACGAGAUGUUGCCUUUUAUUCAUUAGCUACUCAAAUGGAUCUUUUAGUUAACACACCUGAAAAGAUAUGGAAUGCACUUGACAAUCAUGAGUAUUUAAAUGCAACUCAACUGUAUAUGUUUUCACAUCAUAUUGUUAACAAGAGUUUAAAUAUUUUGGUCAAUGAUCCGAAGCCAUCUAAUAGUCAAGAUGUCUAUGCCUCAUUUCCAGUAUUACAUCACCAAUGGGCAGCAAUUAGUCACUUUAAGACAUCUAUUUUAAAGGGGGCUGAGUAUUCUUUAAAAGAUAAAACUCUUCCAGACAAGAAGUUAUGUGAAAGUCUUUGCUCGCUUGCAUUGCUGGACAAUUGUUCUCCACGACAAGUAUUUGCAACUCUUUUGCUUGCUAGAAAGGCUGCUAUUCAAGAUGUUUUUCGUUCAAAUAUAUAUGCAACAAGUGUGAAAAAACAGAUUGUUGAAAUUGCAUACAUUUUAAAACUUACAAUUGAACAGAUGACUUUGUUUUAUUCUGAAGAAGAAGUGAAUGAAAAGUCUUUGUUUUAUGCAAUAUUAUCACAAAUAACAGAAGAAAGAUCAGAUAAUAAGACAGUAUUAAAAUUGUUUGGUGAUGAAAUUACAUCAACUGUCGCUCCUUAUCUACCAGAAAGUGUUUCAGGUUUUGUUCCUAAACUAAGAACUGCCCCUCUACCUAUAUCUAAACAAUACAUUCAACAGCAUCUAACAGAAUGGUUUCAAAAUUGUUUAGAAGAAAUUCAAAAUGGUAUAAAGAUAUUGUUUCCUUAUGUAAAUAACAUUAAAGGAUUGUCGGCUAUACAAGAUAGUGUUUUUAACUUAUUUCUGCCUGGUAAUUCUGUUUCUGAAGAUUUUGAAAAUCCAUGGCUUAAAAAAUGUGAUUUAUGUUUUGGGAAACCUAUUUCAAUAUGGGAUGAGAUAUUUAGACCAGGUUUUGUGUCUCAAGCUGAGAUAAUUAUUAGCAAGCAUCUUGAGAUAAGCUUUUAUUCUCUGGAAAAACAGCUAGAAUCAUCCUUAAAAGCAAUGGAAGAUUCAUUGAAUGAAACAUCAGAGGUUUUCUGGGAUCAUGAUUUAGUUUCUUUUUUAUGGCAUGAUUUUCCUCAAGAUUUUUCAAAUUUGAUUGAUGAUAAACUUAAGGGACUUGAUAAAAAUUUUCUUUCUAUGAAAAUUAAAAGUUAUACACCAAGCCUAAAAAACAUUUGCUCAAAUUUUGAUGAUUCAUUGCUGAAUAUAUUGCAAGAUAUUUGCUUUCUCAUUGAGGGAUCAUCUCAAAAUACGGCAAAGCAAGAGGUUGUAUGUAGUUUUAGUCCGUUUGAUAAAUAUGCUAAUUCAAAACAUCUUCUUAAAGUUAUGCAAGAACGUUUACUGAACCAUGUUGAGUGUUUAUGUACUUAUGUAAAAAAUGAGUUAAAUGUUUUUGCGAAUAAAUUAGUUGACGAAUCUUUAAAGUCAACCACAUUAAUAAUAGACAAGAUAGUUUAUCUUGGUCGUUUUUGUCUGGCACUCCCUGAUCUAUGUCAAAAUUUAGAAAAUAUUGUUGAGUUUGAUGCAGAAAGAAAAAAAUCAAAAACUGCUUCUUCCCACUCAGCUGCCUUUAAACUAGUUGAAACUAAAUUUAAAGACCAAGCCAUGAUUUGUUUUGAAAUCUGGAUCAAAUGGAUACACAGAUUGUGCUCAAUCUUAAUUAAAGAAACACUUGACUCUGAAGAAAACCAUAGUUUACUCUCUACAACUAAUUGGGAAGAAAUUGUAAUUGAAGAAGAAGGUGAAUCUGGUGCCAUUCUAAAAUCAAAUGUCAAAGUACCAGCUCAGCUUUCAUUUUAUCUGUCAUCAUUGCUUUUUCGAAUUGCUGAAGAAUUCCAUAGAAUAGGUGGAAAUCUGCUUGAUAGUGUCUCACUACAGAAGUUAAGACUUGGUAUUGCAGCUUCUAUUAUUAGCAGUCAUGAGUUAUUUCUCUCAAGACUAACUGACAGUGUUUUCCAAUACAGAAUGUUGCAAAUUUUAUUUGAUAUUAAGUUUAUUAACAAGCUGUUUAUUAAUGAGUAUAAAAUUCAGGAGAAUCCAGAGUUAACACAGUUACGUACCAGUGCAAAUAAAUUAGUAAAGAGUCUCGAACAACAUGUUGAUCCAUUUGACUUGGAUGUUUUUACUCCCCAUAUUGAACUUAAUAUUCAAAAAUAUUUGCAGAAAUCAAUGCUUGUUUAUGGAUCGAUUUCAUCUUUUGAAAAACACAUUAGUCAGGUGUCAACAUCCCAGGAACAACAUAAUGUAGUUAAGAUGGUAGAGAAUCCGCCUAGAUUUAUGCUACUGCCUAUGAGUGCAAGAAUAAAGGAAGAAGAUAUUGAUAGUAACUUAGGUAGCUUCGAAGCAUUAGGAAGUCCUAUACUAAGUCACCAAACAUCAGUUAUAAAUUAGUUUGUCUUUAGAAAAAGCAAACUAAAAGAUGUUAAGCUAUACAUGUCAAAUAAGCUUUUUGUUGCUUAGCAACAUCAACAAUGUUUUGAUGCUUGAAA
Molecule: messenger RNA, 2842 nt
Organism: Hydra vulgaris (swiftwater hydra)
Lineage: Eukaryota; Metazoa; Cnidaria; Hydrozoa; Anthoathecata; Hydridae
Product: conserved oligomeric Golgi complex subunit 1
Biological process (GO): intra-Golgi vesicle-mediated transport
Cellular component (GO): COG complex; Golgi apparatus
Source: RefSeq, a predicted model, not a curated record